Hydra vulgaris (swiftwater hydra) is the source of this 1192-nucleotide messenger RNA. Lineage: Eukaryota; Metazoa; Cnidaria; Hydrozoa; Anthoathecata; Hydridae. The record is from RefSeq and is a predicted model, not a curated record.
AACGAGUUUACACUUCUAAGUCAAAAGGGACCCAAUAUGAAUUCGUCACAUUACUUUAUCAGGUGUUCUCGGAUCACUGUGCAUUUAGAAAUCAAUGGAGCGCUGUAUGCAGCAGUUUGUUUUAGUUUUAUUUUAUCUGUUCCAAUUAUUUUUUUAAAUUUCUACAUUGUUGGAAUAACCUAUUACAGUCGGAAUAUGCAAAACCCUGCAAACAUAUUGUUAGCUAUUACAGCGAUUUAUUAAUUGGAAUGUUUUCAAUUUUUCCGUGGGGAGCUGUUGUGAUAAUGUCAACAUUACGGACGCAUAAUUGUAAUUUAUUUUUAUUUGUGGUUUUUACAGUUCACUCGUCUGGGUUUAUAUCUUUUUUAACAGUUUUCUUGGGUUCAAUUGAUCGGUAUCUGGCCGUUUUUCAACCUUUUUUGUACCAAAAGCUCAUUAAUAAUAAUCCACGCUUUUACUUCAAAUGGGUCUGUAUUAUUGCAAUUUGUGUUUUUUUAGUAACAGGAUUGAGCUUUUUAACCGAAAAUAGAAAAUUAAUUGAACUAGUUAUAAUAUUCAUGGCUUCGAUAAUCAUACCAAUAGUUUUUUAUAUUCAUGCUCGAUUGCACAUCAGAGUAAAAAUGGUUCAACAAAUGAUUUCAACACAAAAUCCAAAAGAAAAUGUUUCAGAUGGAAAUAAAAAUAAUUCCAUAAAAAAUAAAAAUGAGCACAAAUUAAAAGACCGGAACUUAGUUGCGAGAAAAAAAGUUGAAAAAGACAUGAAAAUGAACAAUUUAACAUUAAUGGUUUAUUUAUCUACAAGCAUUGCGUAUCUACCAUUCGUUUCAUUGCUAAUUUUAUGGCAUAUUAAAAGUGUUAGCUAUACUUGGCCAUGGACACAAACUUUUUAUGUGUGGGCAUGUUCUCUAACAAAAACUAAAUCUUUAACAAAUCCUGCAAUUUACUUUUAUCGAUCUAAAAUAUUGCGUCGGAGCUUUAGUCGUAUAAGUAUAAAGCUAUCAGAAUCCUAAUGAUAAAAUCAUCAAAACUAUGAGUAUUUUUUGAGUGAUUAAAAACUUGAAACGAAUGAGUUUGCUCUCAGUAAAUAAUAGAUUUUGCACUGAAUAUUUGAUGUUUAACUAAUUUUAUACUUUUUGUAUUAACAUUUUUAUAAUCUGACAGAAGAUAACAAAGGAAAAUUAUUAAAAACAUA